AUGCAGACCACGAGCAGGGUGCUUUUCACUUCGCUGCCACGUGUUAGUCGUUGCCGCAGGGCAUCGAUGGUAUGGCAGUAUUCUUACUCGCUCAGACGACAGAUUGUAAGCUCUGCCUCGGCGCAUGAGGAUAUUUCUCAGGUAUCGGGCUCCCUAGAGACGGCCGUAUCCCUCUCGCGUCGAGACCGCAUACGUAAUGCGAAGCCGUUCUCGGAGUUUUUGACAGACACAUUUCAUCGCCAACAUGAUUACCUGAGAAUAUCUGUUACAGAACGGUGCAAUCUACGGUGUGUAUAUUGCAUGCCCGAGGAAGGCGUUCCCCUGUCUCCUAAUCGGGAGCUUCUGACGACGCCGGAGAUUAUUAUGCUGUCAUCCAUAUUUGUCUCUCAGGGGGUGAACAAAAUUCGUCUCACUGGUGGCGAGCCUACGGUUCGACGUGAUAUACUGUCUCUGAUGCAUCAAAUCGGCGCACUACGGCCUCGUGGCUUGAAGCAGCUAUGCAUAACAACUAAUGGCAUAUCGCUGCAUAGGAAGCUAGACAGUAUGGUAGAGGCGGGCCUUACGGGUGUCAACUUGAGUCUUGACACUCUAGACCCAUGGCAGUUUCAGAUCAUGACUCGAAGAAAAGGCUUCGAUGCAGUACAAAAGAGCAUUGAGAGAAUAUUGGAGAUGAACGAGAUGGGCGCCGGAAUCAAGCUGAAAAUCAACUGUGUGGUAAUGCGCGGGAUUAACGAUUGCGAGGUGCUCCCAUUUGUCGAGCUGACUCGGGAAAAGGAUCUCGAGGUACGGUUCAUUGAGUAUAUGCCAUUCGACGGGAAUAAAUGGAACGAAGGCAAGAUGUUUAGCUAUGCCGAGAUGCUGGAUCUCAUUAGAGGACAGUAUCCCGGUCUAGCCAAAGUCAAAGAUGACAAAAACGACACCAGCAAGACUUGGCAUAUCCCGGGGUUCGUUGGGAGAAUUGGAUUCAUCACGAGCAUGACACACAACUUCUGUGGCACUUGCAACCGGUUGCGUAUCACGGGCGAUGGCAACUUGAAAGUGUGUCUCUUUGGCAAUGCCGAAGUAUCAUUGCGGGACAUAUUGCGCAAGUCAAACCGUGGAGAGCCCAUUGAUGAAGAGGCAUAUGAAGCAAUGAAGCAAAUUGAGAUGGACCGGAAGCAAGGUCGAGUGUGUCCAGACCAGCCUCUGGGUGUGGCACCCAACGAGGCUGAGUUACUGGAUGUCAUUGGCAUAGCAGUCAAAGGGAAGAAGGCCAAGCAUGCUGGUCUUGGGACCCUUGAGCACAUGAAGAAUCGGCCGAUGAUAUUGAUAGAUUUCACAUGCAUACACGGCGUGGCAUUUGGAGGCAAAUUGCUGAGUAGUACAUCUGUAGAUCCUAUUCCAGCAUCACUCCGAGACCAAAUGCCACACAAAAUUCGCCGUCUGAUCAGCGGCACUGGGAUCCUUGGUCGGGCGCCAUAUAGCAUAUACAACCCUAGCUCAGCUGGUUACAGGAUGCUAUCUUCAAGUUCACGGCGCUACAAGGCAUAUGUUGGCGAGGGUCAAGAGAAGAGGAGAGUCCACCUGACGCACGUUUCGGACACUGGCUCGGCUCACAUGGUCUCAAUAUCAGAGAAAGCAGUCACGUCUCGAAUAGCCACGGCAGCAUGUACGGUCCGUUUCUCUAACAAGACGGCGGUAUCACUUAUUCGAGAAAACCAGAUGAAAAAGGGCGAUGUGCUCGGCGUGGCACGCAUUGCCGGCAUCAUGGCAGCCAAGCGAACGGCAGACUUGAUACCGCUAUGCCAUCCGAUCGCAAUAUCCCACGUGACAAUUGAUCUGGAACCUGGGGAAGGGGGAGACACAAUCGAAAUCCGAGCAACAGUGGCAUGCGAUGGGAAAACCGGUGUCGAGAUGGAGGCAAUGACGGCGGCUUCCACAGCGGCCCUAACAGUGUACGAUAUGUGCAAGGCAGUGGACAAGGGCAUGGUGAUUGACGGCGUGCGGGUCGUGUUGAAGGAUGGCGGUAAGAGUGGAAGAUGGGAAAUGGGUUAA
This is a messenger RNA of Metarhizium acridum CQMa 102, 2034 nucleotides long. The record is from RefSeq and is a predicted model, not a curated record. NCBI's taxonomy places the organism in Eukaryota, Fungi, Ascomycota, Sordariomycetes, Hypocreales, Clavicipitaceae.